AUGCGUGCCACUCAGUUCCUCGCUCUGGCUAUGGCCGUCGCCACCUCUGAGGCUGUCUCUCAGGGUUUCAACUACGGUGCCACCAAGGGUGACGGCAGCGUCAAGACCCAGGCCGACUUCGAGACCGAGUUCAGCACCGCCAAGAACCUCGUCGGCACCGAGCAUGCCUUCACCAGUGCCCGUCUCUACACCAUGAUCCAGGGCGGCACCACCAACGGCCCCAUCGAGGCCAUCCCCGCCGCCAUCAAGCAGAAGACCGAGCUUCUCCUCGGUCUCUGGGCCUCCGGUGGCACCAUGGCCAACGAGAUCGCCGCUCUCAAGACCGCCAUCGACACCUACGGCGAGGAGUUCACCAAGCUCGUCGUCGGUAUCUCCGUCGGUAGCGAAGAUCUCUACCGCAACUCCGCCAUUGGCUCCGGCUCCUCCGCCGGUCCCGGUCUCGAGGCCUCCGAGCUCGUCGACUACAUCAACCAGGUCCGCUCCGCCAUCUCCGGCACCACUCUGAGCGGCGCUUCCAUCGGUCACGUCGACACCUGGAACGCCUGGACCAACGGCUCCAACGCCGCUGCCAUCGAGGCUGUCGACUGGCUCGGUUUCGACGGUUACCCUUACUUCGAGAACACCAAGCCCAACUCCAUCGAUGAUGCCGAGGGUCUCUUCCAGACUGGUGUCAACAACCUGAAGGCCGCUGCCGCUGGCAAGGAGGUCUGGAUCACCGAGACCGGUUGGCCCGUUACCGGCGACAAGCAGGGUGAGGCUGUCGCCAGCGUUGAGAACGCUAAGCAGUACUGGGAUGAGGUCGCUUGCCCUCUCUUCGGCAACACCAACACCUGGUGGUACAUCCUCGCCGAUGCUGGUGCUUCCCCCAGCUUCGGUAUCUCCAGCUCUGAGUCUAACACUACCCCUCUGUUCGACCUGAGCUGCAAGAACGCCACCAGCUCUGCUGCUUUCGCUUCCGGUACCCCCACCGCCUCUGCCGGUGAGAAGUCUGGCGGCGCCGCCGCUACCGCUACCGGUACUUCCGGCUCUUCCUCUGGCUCUGGCUCUUCCGGCUCUGGCUCUGAUGCCUCCGCCUCCGGCUCUGGUUCCAGCUCCGGCUCCGGAUCUAGCUCUGGCUCUUCCACCGGCUCCUCUGGCUCCGGCUCCGGCGCCGGUGCCGCUGGCUCUUCCGCCGCCCACUCCUUCACCGCCGUGCCCAGCGGAACCCGCCCCUCCACCACCCCCAAGGCCAAGAGCUCCUCUGCCUCCGUCUCUGCCUCCGCCACCGGCUCCGCCUCCACUGGCUCCGGUUCUUCCGGCUCUGGCUCUGGCUCCGGCUCCAGCUCCUCCGGCUCUGGCAGCGGUGCUUCCGGCUCCGGCUCCGGCUCCGACUCCGGCUCUGGCACCUCUUCUUCCACCACUGCCUCCUCUACUCCUGAGUUCAACUCCGCUGGCCGUGUCACUGGCUCUGCCUUCGGUGCUCUGAUUGGUGCCCUUGCUCUUGCUUUCACUUUCUAA
Molecule: messenger RNA, 1497 nt
Organism: Penicillium olsonii
Lineage: Eukaryota; Fungi; Ascomycota; Eurotiomycetes; Eurotiales; Aspergillaceae
Source: the annotation of a GenBank genome assembly